Messenger RNA from Sipha flava (yellow sugarcane aphid), 949 nucleotides. It is a transcript of the gene Unc50, whose product is annotated as protein unc-50 homolog A. Bases 142 to 927 code for a protein of 261 amino acids. The record is from RefSeq and is a predicted model, not a curated record. The transcript has 7 exons. Lineage: Eukaryota; Metazoa; Arthropoda; Insecta; Hemiptera; Aphididae. Gene Ontology annotation, cellular component: Golgi membrane.
UCUAAAAAAUUAUUUUAUUGUUUUAAUUAGUAUUUAUAUUAAAAUUAUUUCAUCAUUUUUAUACAUAAUAUAUUGUCAUAAGAAAAUAUCGUAAUUGAACAGUGAAUUUUACUAUUUACGAAUGUAAUUAAUACUAUUACAAUGCCAAGCAGCGUUACUUCUUUUCGAUCAACAUCAUCUUUGUCAUACUUACCUUCACCAGUAACACAGCGAACAUGUAUGACUGCUGCUGUGAAACGUUAUCGGUAUUUGAGAAAAUUAUUGAACUUUGAACAAAUGGAUUUUGAAUUUGCACUGUGGCAAAUGACGUUUUUAUUUAUCAAUCCUCAAAAAGUUUAUAGAAAUUUUCAACAUAGAAAAGAAACCAAAUUACAAUUUGCUCGUGACGAUCCAGCAUUUUUAGUUCUUUUAAGUGGUUUACUCUGUGUUUCAUCAAUAGCAUUUACAUACGUUCUAAGGCUUGGUGUCAUCGAGUUCUUAAAAUUUCUAUUAUAUAUUGUAACAAUAGAUUGUUUAUUAUCUGGUGUAAUUAUUAGUACAGUGUUAUGGUUUGUUGCCAAUAAAUAUUUAAUUAAGUCAAACUAUAAAGGCCAAGAUGUAGAAUGGGCAUAUGCUUUCGAUAUACAUUUAAAUGCUUUUGUGCCAAUGUUAGUAAUAUCUCACAUAUUUCAGUUGUUUUUCUAUCACAUAUUUCUCAGGCACGAUUGGUUUCUGCCUUUAUUUAUUGGUAACACAUUAUGGCUCAUAGCUAUUGGUUACUAUCUAUAUAUUACGUUUUUAGGAUACAGCUGUUUACCUAUCUUGCAUAAAACUGAAGUACUAUUAACUCCAUUCAUUUUGUUGUUUUUCUUAUACAUUUUAUCAUUUGCUAUAAAUUGGAAUAUAAGUGAUAAUGUGAUGUCUAUUUAUGAAUACAGAAUUCUAUGAAACAAAUAUUAUUUUUUAAUUA